AUGGAUAACUGGGGAGCAGUUUUAGUAUCAUUUGGAGUGUUAAUUGGUAUUGGUCUUCUAUGCGUGUGUAUUGUACUUACUUGUGAACAUUGUGAAAGGUCAUCGUAUGAACCUAGCAGAAGAAGAUACUCAUCAUCUUCAUCAGGAAUUUCUGUAGAAACUGCAGCACAGAUUUUAGCAGUGCAGCAUUAUCAAAAACAGCAAGCUAAAGAUAUUAUAAUGAUGACAAAGGAAUUAAUUGAUCUUCAAGAUACUUUAAACUCCAAAGAGUUACAAGCUGUAUUGAAUGUUCUGUUUGUUUUAAUACAGCAUUUAGAAGAGUUACAAAGAACUGUGGAUGGACUUAGACUUCUUGAUGCAGUUAGAAAUUUUUUGGUUGAAAUUCACCAAGAAGUGAAGAAAGCAUUAAGUGUAAGGAGAAGGAUAAGCGUUGCAAUUAUUGAAAGAAAUGGAAACCAAAUUAGAGGUAUUUUGGCCCAAAUCGAAGCAUAA
Molecule: messenger RNA, 492 nt
Organism: Trichomonas vaginalis G3
Lineage: Eukaryota; Parabasalia; Trichomonadida; Trichomonadidae
Exons: 1
Coding region: 1-492 (163 amino acids)
Source: RefSeq, a predicted model, not a curated record